UAAACGAAAUAUGCAUUUAAUGCAUACGCAUAGUGUUACAUAUAUAAAAUCGGUCCAUUGUAGAUACUCCAGGUUAUCGGUGCGGCAAUAGCAGGCAGAGCAGCGAUCAACCAAAAGACUGUAAAGAGGCAACUAGAAAUCAGAGCACCGCACUUCCCCCCUCUAUACACUCUCAGCCUUUGCUACGGAAACUCACUCCCGCAAGAAACCAAAAGCACACAAGCCAAGAUGUUCAUUUGGGACUGGUUCACGGGUGUUCUGGGAUACUUAGGUCUAUGGAAAAAGUCCGGCAAACUAUUGUUCCUUGGCUUGGAUAAUGCUGGUAAAACCACAUUAUUGCAUAUGCUCAAAGAUGAUAAGCUUGCGCAGCACGUGCCUACACUGCAUCCAACAUCCGAGGAGCUUUCCAUCGGCAAUAUGCGUUUCACUACAUUCGAUUUGGGUGGCCACACUCAGGCACGUCGUGUCUGGAAGGAUUACUUCCCAGCUGUGGAUGCCAUCGUGUUCUUGAUAGACGCAUGGGAUCGCGGCCGCUUCCAGGAGAGCAAAAACGAGCUGGAUUCGCUGCUCACAGAUGAGGCGCUCUCCAACUGCCCCGUGCUCAUAUUGGGCAACAAAAUUGAUAAGCCCGGUGCGGCCAGCGAAGAUGAGCUGAGGAAUGUUUUUGGACUGUAUCAGUUAACGACCGGCAAGGGCAAGGUUGCACGUUCGGAUUUGCCUGGUCGCCCCUUAGAAUUAUUCAUGUGCUCAGUACUGAAGCGACAGGGUUAUGGUGAGGGUUUCCGUUGGUUAGCGCAGUAUAUUGAUUAAGUCAUGAUUAACAGUAACAAAACAAGAAACAAUAACAGGCAGAAAUCAGCAACAGCAACAGCAAAAACAAAACACACAACAGCAACAAAAUCUGAGAAGAACUUGGAGUCAAAAUUGAGAACAGACCGACCGAAUACGAAUAAAACCCAAACCGACCCGACAGUAAGCAAAACGAUGCUGCGAGCGCAAUUUCUAAUUUAUACACAGUUAUAAACCAUAAUAAUAAAUGAAAACAGAAGCAACUAAAUUAAAUAAAAUAAUAUUUUUUAAAAGAAAAACCAACAACAACUACAAAGUGCAAAACAAAACUCUUUUAACAAUUCGCAGAGAUACAAAAACAAAAAAUAUUGCGGGAAAAUUGUAAAGUGUAUGGGAAAAACUUUUUAAAUAACUAUAUAUGAAUUGUAGCAAAUUAAAGGUGAUUUUUUUAAAACGAACAUGUGCUUGCUUAUGUUUCGUAAAUAAAUUUUAAUUAAAUA
Molecule: messenger RNA, 1289 nt
Organism: Drosophila innubila
Lineage: Eukaryota; Metazoa; Arthropoda; Insecta; Diptera; Drosophilidae
Gene: Sar1
Product: GTP-binding protein SAR1b
Exons: 6
Coding region: 229-810 (193 amino acids)
Biological process (GO): intracellular protein transport; membrane organization; vesicle organization
Cellular component (GO): endoplasmic reticulum exit site; COPII vesicle coat
Molecular function (GO): GTP binding; GTPase activity
Source: RefSeq, a predicted model, not a curated record